AUGAACAAAGAUAUAGAUAACACAAUACAAACUAUAGAUGAAGAUGUCAUAAACAGUGAUCUUGAGUUCAUUGACGAAGAUGAAGAUGCUGAUAGAAUACCAAAUGAAUCAACAAUACCAAUUCAAACAACAUCAACACCAUUAAACAAGUCAUGUCUAUCUACAAUAGAACAUAGUUCAAUGUUUAAAAUAAAAGAAAACUUAUUAUUCAUUAUAAUAGAUAAGAAUCAAUAUUUAUAUUUUCAUGGUGUAGUUGAUUUAUUAUUAUUAUAUGGAUCAAUUAAAUCACAUGGUUAUCAAUUCAACUGUUCUAAUAAUAAUGACGAUAAUGAUAAUAAUAAUAAUAAUAUAAAGAAAACAACAUUAUAUUCACCUUUUAGUUCAGUUGCUCUUUCAAUUGAAGGUUGUAAUGUUAAUGAUAGUAAUAGUAAUGAUAAUAAAUCAUCAAAUAAUAAUAAUAAUUUAAUUAAAAUCAUUGAAAAUAAUAAGAAUAUAGAUGAAUUAGACAAGAAAUUAUUAUUAGAAUAUAUUCAUUUAAAUAUAAACAAAAUUAAAUUCAAUCCUAUAUUAUCAUCAAUCAUACUAUUAUAUAAUACACAACAAUCAAAAGUUAAACACUAUCAUUUAUAUACAAAGAAAGAUAAUAAUAAUAAUAAUGAUAGUAAUAAUGAUCAUUUAGAUAUAACAAUGGAUUCAUUUUAUCCUUUAUUCUAUCCAGAUUUCUCAGUAAAACCAUUAAUUAUACCGAAUCAUUGGGAUCAGUUUAUUGCUGAUAAGUUAUUGGAUGUUAAACAACAAUCACCUAUUAUAAUGACUUGUGGAAAUAAAGAUAUUGGAAAGAGUACAUUCAAUAGAACUGUUGUAAAUAGAUUGCUAUCAAAGUAUCGUUAUGUUUUGUAUUUGGAUAGCGAUGUUGGACAAUCAGAGUUUGCACCGAAUGCAUUGAUCACAUUGAAUAUGCUGAGCGAACCACUGUUGGGACCACCACAUUCACAUCAAAUGAAACCGAUUCGCUCUUACUUUUACGGAGAUACCUCACCAAAGAACAACCCAGAGUACUACCUAGAGUUGGUACAAUCAAUGAUUGACUAUGCCACCACACUACACAACGCAUUCAACAUUCCAUUGGUAUUCAAUACAUUAGGUUGGAUCAAAGGAAUGGGUUAUCAGCUAUUAUUGGAAUUAAUUAAAUAUCUUAAACCAACACAUUUAAUUUAUUUAUAUUCAAUUAAACAAAAUAAUAUUAAUAAUCAUAGUUUUAAUAAUAAUAAUAAUAAUAGUUUUAAUAAUAAGAAUAUAAUAUUUACACAACAAGAUAUAGAUUCAUUGUUUGAAGGUGUUGUUGGUUCUGCUGAAAGCACUACUAAAAAGAAUACAACACUAUAUACAAUAGAAACAGUUCAAGUAGAUGGAAAUGUAUCGAUACCAAUGAAUAACUCUGCGAUAAGACAACUCAAUCUAAAGAGUUACUUUGGUGAUACAGAUCUACAAUCAAUGUCACCCUAUGCAAUCAAAUUCAAAGAUUUAAAGAUAGCGAUCAUCAACCAUGAAGUACCAUACAAUCAAACAAUGUAUGCAUUGAAUUCAAGUAUAGUUGGUAUAUGUUCAGAUGAAAAUUUAACUUUUAAAGAUAUAAAUUAUCAAUUAAAUUCAGAAUAUCCAACAUUUUUAAGUAUGGUUGAUGGUGAGAUACCAAUUGCUCAAUGUCUUGGUAUUGGAUUGGUUCGAUCAAUAGAUAUAGAGAAUAAGUUGCUAUUCAUUCUAACGCCACUGACACAACUAGAGCUAGAGAAAUGUUCACUUCUUUUGAAAGGUUCUGUAUCGAUAUCACCAGAGAUGUCAUUAACGGUAUCAUCUAAAGGUUCAAUUCUCAUUCCUUAUCUUAAAUUGGAAUUGGUAAAAUCCAGUGGUUCAGGUGUAAUGGAAAGACAAAUGAAAAAGAAGAAAUCAAACAAACAAUAA
This is a messenger RNA of Heterostelium album PN500, 1962 nucleotides long. RefSeq names its product polynucleotide 5'-hydroxyl-kinase (gene nol9). The record is from RefSeq and is a predicted model, not a curated record. Gene Ontology annotation, cellular component: nucleus. Gene Ontology annotation, biological process: cleavage in ITS2 between 5.8S rRNA and LSU-rRNA of tricistronic rRNA transcript (SSU-rRNA, 5.8S rRNA, LSU-rRNA). Gene Ontology annotation, molecular function: polynucleotide 5'-hydroxyl-kinase activity. Lineage: Eukaryota; Evosea; Eumycetozoa; Acytosteliales; Acytosteliaceae. Bases 1 to 1962 code for a protein of 653 amino acids. The transcript is spliced from 4 exons.